GUAGCAAUACAGAUAAGAGUGAUUUUAGUAUUAUUCGAUUUCGGCUUUUUAACUUUGACCGAACUCGAAACCCCAGAAACAGAGAGCACGAAUCACAUCGAAGCAUCGAGAUCUCUAACUAACUCCCAUGUCAAUCUCCACACCGUCGGAUCACGUAACCCAACCCGGAUCUAUCCCCGGCGACUUCCCUCCCGACCCGCUUCUCUCCACCGGCUCCUUCAUCUCCUCCCCCACCCCCGCCGCCGACGGAGCCCUAGGAAGCAGCGCGACGCAGCCGCCGGUUCAGGGAGGAAGCGAAGCAAUCGGGAUGUCAGAUCAGGUGAAUCCAUCGCCGGCUAACUCGGAAUCGAAGUCGCGGAAGCGUUCGGCGCCGUUAGACAACAGCUGGCUGCCACCUGGCUGGAGAGUCGAAGAUAAGGUUCGAGCCUCCGGCGCUACAGCUGGUUCCGUGGACAAGUACUAUCUCGAACCAAUCACAGGACGUAAGUUUCGGUCCAGGACCGAAGUACUCUACUACUUGGAACAUGGAACCACCCCUAAGAAAGGAAGCAAGAAAGCAAAGAACACUGGUUCCAGUUCAGACCAUUUGGAAGGCAAAGGAAGGAACAAAUCCAGUAGAAAGGUUAAAGAGACGCCGGCAUUGCCGCCGUUGAACUUUGAUUUUGAGAAUCCACCAGAGGAGGUAAGCUGGUGUAUGGGAAACGCAGGAGAAGAAGCUUGGACACCUUUUGUUGGGGAGGGCAAGGUUCAAGAUUCAGUGAGACGAGAUUGGUGCACUGCGUUUACAGUUAUCACUACCAAAAACCCAAGUAGAUGAUUGAUUACAAGGUGGCGAUUUUUUUGGGUUGUUGCAUGAUAUGAUUGCAUCUAUUAUAAGAUUAACGGAGAGUUGUAGGGUUAUUUUGACUGGGUGAUUUUUUUUUUUUGCUUAGUAUUCACAUGAUUUUAGUCAAGUUGUACUGUAAUAUGAUAAUGGGAUAUACAUAUCUGUGUUUGCCUUUGACAAGUUAUGGACAUCAUUUUUUGACUAGUAAAAGAUGAAGACUUUAUUUA
Brassica napus (rape) is the source of this 1053-nucleotide messenger RNA. Its product is annotated as methyl-CpG-binding domain-containing protein 6-like. The record is from RefSeq and is a predicted model, not a curated record. NCBI's taxonomy places the organism in Eukaryota, Viridiplantae, Streptophyta, Magnoliopsida, Brassicales, Brassicaceae. Bases 128 to 817 code for a protein of 229 amino acids. Gene Ontology annotation, molecular function: DNA binding. The transcript has 3 exons.